AUGGAGGGAGCGAGGCCGGUGGUGGAGGAGCGGACGCUUGUCACUGCGACCGAGGGCGGCUCGCCGUCGGCUGCAGAGGCGCCGGUUGCGAAGGAGGAGGAGGAGCCGCCGGCCGACUUCAUCUGCCCGAUCACGACCGAGAUUAUGGUCGAGCCAGUCGUGGCGGCCGACGGGCAGUCGUAUGAGCGGACUGCGAUCGAGCGUUGGCUCGCGACCAAGUCAACGAGCCCGCUGACCGGCGGCGAGCUCGAGCGUAGCAUCCUGAUCCCGAACCACAACUUGCGCCGGACGAUUCGAGAGUGGCAGGAGGCGCGGGCGUCACUUUGA
Molecule: messenger RNA, 327 nt
Organism: Emiliania huxleyi CCMP1516
Lineage: Eukaryota; Haptophyta; Isochrysidales; Noelaerhabdaceae
Exons: 1
Coding region: 1-327 (108 amino acids)
Biological process (GO): protein ubiquitination
Molecular function (GO): ubiquitin-protein transferase activity
Source: RefSeq, a predicted model, not a curated record